AUGGAUAUCCAGAGAAUAGACUAUUAUGUGGACCAAAAUUGGGAGAAAGUGCCCAAAUCGUGGGCCAAUUGUAUCCAAGAAUUUCAAUUGUCGGACAUCACAAACCUAUUGACAACAGAACCUAAAACAUCGUUUAAGACUGUUUUGCCGCUGAGUUUGCUAUCACUUCGGGCCUCGUGUUCGGCGCUUCAAUUGUCCCGCAAAUGGAGCCCUAAUUCAGAGAUAAUUUUACCGGAAACUCGUUUUUGUGAAAACAAUGAAGUGUUGGAUCGAGAAGUGACCGACUCUUUGCACCCGAAAAUGAAAUAUGAAAUUCUCAACAGAAAUGUUAAUCAGAAAAAGAGACACGAAAUCAGACGUCUUUCCAAACUCACUGACCAUUUGCUGAAAGGGAUCGCCGAUUGCAAGACAAUCGUGGACUGCGGCUCAGGUCAGGGACAUCUGUCCCGCAUAAUGAGUGUGUGUUUCGGUUAUGAUGUGAUUAGCAUUGAAGGCAAUGAUGACAACGUGUUGGGCGCACAACACAAAGACACGAAUACAUUGAAAUGUCUUCAACGAUAUAAACUGGCGGAUAGUGUGCGGAUGAAUGCGCCGAAGAAAGUGAAUUGUUUAUUACAAGAGAACACAUCGAUUAGUGAAGUGACACAAAACAGUGAGAAUCACCUGUUGUUAGGUCUUCACGCGUGUGGAAACUGGCGGAUAAACACAUCGAUUAGUGAAGUGACACAAAACAGUGAGAAUCACCUGUUGUUAGGUCUUCACGCGUGUGGACCACUCUCGACGAUAAUACUCAAUCAACUUAAACAAUGCCAAUCCGCCAAAGCAUUGCUUUUAGUCAGUUGUUGUUAUAUGAAAAUCGAUAACAAGAGUUUUCCAUUGAGUCAAAUGGUUAAGCGCUCGCCAGUGCCUGAGAUGAGCUAUCAGGCCAAAGAAGUUGCCUGUCAUGCCAUCGAGAAAUUUGUUCAUAAAUUGCAAACAAAUGAAGAAGGCAUUCAAACGGCACUCUUUCCACUGUUUGAUCCGAUUCUUUCGCCACGAAAUAAUUGGUUUAACAGCAGCCGUAAAGUGAAAGCACUGUUAGCUAUGAACUAA
Messenger RNA from Medioppia subpectinata, 1092 nucleotides. The record is from the annotation of a GenBank genome assembly. NCBI's taxonomy places the organism in Eukaryota, Metazoa, Arthropoda, Arachnida, Sarcoptiformes, Oppiidae.